Molecule: messenger RNA, 5475 nt
Organism: Trichoderma virens Gv29-8
Lineage: Eukaryota; Fungi; Ascomycota; Sordariomycetes; Hypocreales; Hypocreaceae
Exons: 4
Coding region: 1-5475 (1824 amino acids)
Molecular function (GO): protein binding
Source: RefSeq, a predicted model, not a curated record
AUGUCUCUUAAUGUACAGCGAUCGACGACUGUACGGCGAUCGGCAAAUGUCCAACGAUCAGGAACACGAAAGGGCCCUAAUCCAAAUCUUAACACAGCUGCACCGAAGAAACAGAAAGGCUAUGAGAUAGUGCAGCAAGGCAUCAAAGAGCUCUAUCCACUUGACAAAGCCAACGUUGUCCCCGAUCUCGACAUUGUGUUUGUUCCAGGAUUGGGCGCCAAUCCAGAAGAUAGUUGGAAGUCCAGUAAGACCGACUUUAACUGGACCACACACGCAGAUGGCCUACAAAGAGAUUUUCCACGAGCUCGACUGCUGCUCUAUAUGUACGACUCAGCAUGGACAGGUCAGCUAAAAGUGAAACAAUUUAUGGGCAAUAUUGCAAUGGGCCUAUUAGUUGGGCUGAGGAGCAAGAGAGAAAGUUGCCAACGGAGACCAAUCGUGUUUAUAGGACACAGCAUGGGCGGUCUAGUGGUUGCAAAAGCGAUCACACUUGCAGAUUCUCGUCGCGAUAUAUUCCCCAUCAUGUUCGAGGCAACGACGGCGUGCAUUUUCUUCGGCACUCCAUUUAGUGGCGCUCCUGUCGCGGCCGUGGCAGCAAUGUACGCCUACUUUGCGGAAAAGGUAGACGUGGCAUUCUCAUCAAAAUUGUUAGACCUCAUGAAGCCGGGCGACGAGGAACUGCGACAACUUACGCAUGACUUCAUGCGUUUGGUUGGGAAAAUCAACCCGAAAAUCGAGUUAUUCUGUUUCUGGGAAGAACAUCCAACCGACUUUUCUCAAAUGGCCGGCCUUCCAAGCCUCUUUGGUCUGACUAAGAAUUUGAUACCAAAGCAAUAUGCAGAAUUUGUCAACCGUGAUUCUGCCACACUUCCUGGGGUUGAAGAACUGGGCCUAGCAUGCAAUCAUCGCGAUUUGGUAAAGUUUGAUGGCCCGAAAGAUGAUCGGUGGACACAAAUGGUGCGAGAUCCGGUUAAAAAAAUUAUCCAUGGUGCUCAGUUAUCCGUUAGGAACCGUUUGAACUCGGUGAGAGACAUUGACCGCGCUAUGAUUAGUGGCAUUAUGGAUGCCCUAGACGGCGCUCAAGUACAAAAGAAGAGAAAAGCAUUAUCACAAUCUUUUACACCGUCGUCCUGGAUACCUCAAGAAGCCGAAUACCUAGAGUGGCUGCAAUACACAGGGGAUGCCGGAACAAAUCGGGUUCCUCAGGCUGUAGAUUGUUUGUAUGUGCGUGGCCGUGAGGGCCGGGGCAAAACAAACGCUACUAUGGCUGCUCUGCAAGGUAUUGAGAGGCUAAUGCGCGAAAACGAAGAGAAUGAUACUGGACAGGGCCCAAUUCUCCUCGUCUAUUUCUUCUGCGAUACGACGACUGACUAUUCUACGGCUGAGGAUGUUUUAAAGUCUGUAAUCAGGCAGCUCAUUAACCAACAAGAGACCCUCGCACCGUACGCGAAGAUAUUCACCAAGAAAAAGGGAAAAGAUGACGCAAAUCGGUCACAGCAAGCACAAAUAACAGUUGAAAACAUGUGGCAGUCAAUUCAAGAUAUGCUUGCUGAUGAGUUUAUCGGCAGUAAGGUCUAUUUUGUGCUCAAUAACCUUCAUGCCCUGCCAGCGGAGUCAGAUUCAACUAUUAAACUGAUGAAGUUUAUCGCUGGUGAACUGGAAGCUAUAGGUUCCACAGGCUCUAGACGUGUUCCAACACGAUGGUUUAUUACCAGUAGAGAGUCCCAUAAUAUUGACGACGCCUUUAAAGUCAACGGCGUCCGCGUGAUCGACCUAGAAGACAGCAGAUAUGAGAACCAAGUUCAAUUGGAGCUGCGCAAACACGCUAAGAAAAUGAUUUCGGCAAUUGGCGAACAAAAACAGUACAACAAAGCUCUUGCAUAUUUCGCCAGCAGUCUGGUAGGCAAGCGUGCACAGAAUACUCAGUGGAUUGAUAUCACAUGCAUCCAGCUAGGGGAGCUAUCUAACACUGAAAGUGACUUGAGAGUUCGAAAAAUUCUUGAGAAUAUGCCUCAAGAUUUGAAGACGCUGCUAGAUCAUUCCUGGAGGCAAAUCUUUGGGAUGAACGAGAGCCACGUUGAGAAAAUUAAGGAGAUGCUGCGUGCUCUUGUUUUGACUUAUGAAGAUCCGACCGAGUCAGAACUCGGCCUUCUUGCCGGGCUAACUUCAACGGAUCAGGAAAAAGGAGAGCUUCGUAAGUUGAUUGAGCAAUGCAAGCCGCUUCUAUAUCUCAAGCGAACGAGCAAACCCGACUCUGUUGUUUGUUUCGUCAACAUUAUUGUAAAGACGCACUUGUCAGAGAAUGCCAAGACAUUACUUGGAUUGUCUAAUGAGGAGGUCAAGUGGCAACACGGCGUGUUAGCUCUACGUUGCUUCUCUCACAUUAAAGAAACUUUAGAUUUCUCUAUGCCGGAACCGGUAUCCAAGGAAUCAGCACUGGAAGCUCCCAAUAAAGCCGAAGCAGAAAUCACGGAAGAACAAGAUGUUUCUGACCACGAAGACGCUCAAAUCAAAGACGUUAAUGCCACCGAGCAGGUUAACUAUGACGAAGAUGACGAUGACGAUGAUGAUGACGAUGACGACGACGACGACGCAUACUCAGGGAGCGAAGAAACGUAUGACGAAGAGGAAGAAGAGGACGAGGAAGAGGACGAUCCCGAAGUUGAAAUGGUCAAAGAUAAAGCCUUGGCUUAUACCGUGAAGCAUUGGUUACAUCACGCUAGCAACGCGACUCUGGAAAUUGCCGAGGAUCUGAGUUUUGAAGAUGACUUUUGGAAGCCAGAUUCUAUUAUUCGUCGUCGGUGGAUGAUCGAGUAUGCCCGCAUGACUACCACAUUUGAUAACUUCGAUUAUAAGACACUCAAUGGGCUGCAUGUUGCUGCGUCGAUUGGCUUCCGACAGCUAGUUGCAGCCCUUAUACGCAACGGUCACGAAGCCGAAAUAAAACAGCGUGACUCGCUGGUGAAUACCCCACUGCAUUUCGCUGCCUUUCUGGGCCGACCCAAUAUCGUAGAGGAACUGCUCAACCGUGGUGCAGUAAUAGAUGACGCUGCAGAGAUUCACGAGCAAACGCCGCUGCAUAUGGCUUCAUUUGGCGGACAUAUCCAAGUCAUGAAGAAGCUGCUCCUAAGAGGCGCCGAUCCGAACGCUGUUGCAAACGAUAUUGGGCCGGUUGUCAACGCUGCCAUUUCCUCAGGAAGCCGUGAAGCGGUUGAGCUGCUGGUAGAACACAAUGUGUCUUUGACUUUCAACUCGGACGACGAAAAUGUCCAAUGCCCUCUUGCAUUGGCGGCAUUGCUGGCCGACUACUCAAUGUUUGAGUACUUGAUUGAAAGCUACGCAGACAAACUUCCCCUCCAAGACUACAGCGCAGCACUUAUUGCUGCUGCAGCUGCCGGAAGAAUUGAAGUAUUUAACAAGUUACUCAAUUUCCGUCAUGAUAUAGCUGUAUUUCAGUCAGCUCUGGAUUGUGCUGUGGAAGAGUGGAACUGGGAUAUUGUGAAAGCUCUCUUAGACCAUUGUCAAGGCUUGGAUGUCAACGGUCUUUUUACAGAAGCCGCAACAUGCAGCGAACCACAAGACAAAAUGCUACAGUUGGCCUGGGACUAUGCACACGGUUCCAUAACACAGGAAACAUUAAGCAAUGCUCUCUACAAUGCGACUGAUAGAGAGAAAAUAACGACUGUGAGGCUUUUACUCCAGAGCUUUGGUGCAAAUCCGAAUGCUACAGGAGACGAAUACGGAACAGCUUUAACUGCAGCCGCAUUUGAUGGUAUUAUUGAGAUGGUGCAGUUGCUACUGGAUGCCGGUGCAGAUAUUAACGAUCAAAAUGGCUGGGCAUUGCAAACUGCCGCUGCUGAAGGACACUAUGAAAUUGUCCAAGAGCUCAUUAAUCGUGGAGCUGAGGUGAACGCGUGCACCCAAAACCCCAACUUUGCAGCAGGUACCGCACUUCAAGGGGCGUGCGAAUCGAGUAAAUCCGAUAUCGUAUCCUUACUGUUAGAGAAGGGUGCAAAUCCGAAUCUCGGGCUUGGGACAGACUCGCCUCCAAUUCUAGCGGCGUGCCAGCGUGGUGAAGCUCACAUAUUGGAGAUGCUGGUCAACGCUAAGGCAGACGUGAAUGUGUUUGGAGGCUACGAUACAUCAACACCGCUCAUAAAUGCUGCCGCAUAUCUUCCAAAGGAAUCCUUACAGGUGCUUCUCAAUGCAGGGGCAGAUAUCAACCUACCGGAUAAUGACGGGGACACUGCUCUGAUUGUAGCUGCUGCACGUGGUGAUGUAGAGGCUGUAACCUUCCUUCUUGAUAACGGGGCUGAUAUCAUGCAUUCUAGCAAGAGGGACAUGAAUGCACUUCAGACAGCCUUUGCAGCCACUCAACAAUCUGAAGAUGAAGAGCAAGACGGGUUUGUUGGGUCUUCCAACGAGCAAUGGGAGUGUUUGGGUGUGCUUGUUGACCGGGUUACUACUCUUCUUGGCGCUCUUAAGACGGCUGUGGAUUCGGGCAAUAUCGCCUUGGAGAGCGUCAUUCGGACUGCUAAUAUGAGCAAACAGGGCUUGGCCUAUGAGGAUAAUCCUCCAAAAGCCUCUGAGUUAAGUGUGGUGCCUGAUAUUGCAGUCCAUUCAAAUGGCGGAGAAGAUACUGCAAACAAUCAACAACCAGAUCAGACUACAAAUCCCGAACUAGUUGUAGUCGCUGAGCCUAAAGUGGUCGCGGAAACAGCCCCCGUGGACAUUGAAUCUUCAACAUAUCCAGAAGCUAGCGUUCCAACAGUCGCUGAGGUUGCACACGUCCAAAUUGCAUCUCAAACGCCGGCACCAGUAUCGCCACCUCAAUACAACGCUUCGUCUAUUCAACCGACGACUAGUUGGUCAACCAUUGAGCCCUCGGUAUCCAUCCCAAAGAGGGAAUCCAUUGUCAGCAUGCGUGAUAUUUCCACUGCACAAAUCGUGGUUCCAGCACCUCUGGAGGUCAUUAGAAGAAAACCUGCGCCGCAACAUAUUCAGAGGGUGGAUACUGGUGUUCAUUUCCAAGCCUCAGUGCCGCAGGCCACAGGGCUUCCUUACAAUAGUGUGCAGUCCCUCGCGACAACCACACCGCCACAACAAUUGCCACCGCAAAUACAUCCGCCGACAGAACAAUUCAAAGCAUAUCCAGGACAACCAGGGGCACCCCAAUACGGACAGUAUCACAACAUGGAAUUGUAUGACAAUUAUGACAAUAGGGAAGCUCGGAAUCAAGGAACGAAGCGGUAUUCCGCAUAUGAUGGCAGCAAUACUGCACGGUAUAGUGGAUACGGCUCUCCGACGGCACAGCCGCAAUCAGACAGAGCGCAACAAUCGUAUCAAGGACGUGAAUAUCCAAAUUAUUACAGCCAGCAGCAAGAGUAUUAUGGCAGCAACAGCGAUAUAUAUCCUCACAAUGCCGGAAAUACACAGGAAAAGCCACCCCUUACCGAUGACAAUCGUUUCUAUUAA